ACUUUAAACAAUCUCUCCUCAAAUUUGUACCUCCUUUGAAAUAUGGCCAUUCCUUUUGCUCUAAAACUCCACAUUCUCCUCCAUCAUCCCAAAAAGGCUGUCAUAAGUGAACCCCACAUGGUUGAAAUCUCCACUUUCUUUUCUUCCUCAAAUGAUCGUCACUCAUCCAUCACCCUUCCGCUUCUAUAAAACCAAACAACUAUCGUCGAAGAUCAAAUAAAAUUAUUAUUGUCUUCAUAGUGUAUAUAUUUAUAUACAUUGUUCAAGUGGGUUUAAUGCUUUGAUUCUCAAAAAGAGAGUGGAAGAGUGAGAGAGAGAUAAUCAAGUGGCUGUUUCUGUUUCUGGGGAUCAUCAAGUACCUCAACCUGUCUCCUUUUUUUUUCUUUUAUGUAUAUAUUAAUCUACUGGUGGUUUCUACAUCUUUAAAGGAGUGGCCACUGCCCAUCAUUUUCAGAGAAGAGAUGAGAAUCCAACUUCUUCUGCAGAAUUUGGUUUCUUUCACCAUUCAUGCAAGUGUUUUUGUUCUUGUUCUUUUUCUACCACUUGUCAGCUCAUCUCAAGAGCACUCAAAAGCUACAACUCACGCAGGCAAUAAAGACUACCACAGUCAUAAGAGUCAGAAACUGCUGUUCGAGAUUACACUCCAUGGAUUUCUCCUCUGGGCCUCACUGGGGUUCUUGAUGCCUGUUGGGAUACUCGUUAUCAGAAUGUCAAACAGAGAGGAAUGUGGACGAAGGCUCAAAAUUCUUUUCUACGUUCAUGCAAUUUUACAGACACUUAUGGUACUUCUUGCGACGGCAGGAGCAGUAAUGUCCAUCAAAAACUUCAACAACUCCUUCAACAAUUAUCACCAAAGGAUAGGGGUAGCCCUAUAUGCCAUCAUAUGGUUGCAAGCCCUAGUUGGUUUUGUAAGGCCGAAGAGGGGGUCUAAAGCAAGAAGUGUAUGGUUUUUUGCCCAUUGGCUACUUGGAACUUCAGUAUCCCUACUUGGAGUUCUGAACAUAUAUACAGGUUUACAAGCCUAUCAUGAAAAGACAUCAAGAAGUAUAAGGCUUUGGACCAUCAUUUUCACCGCUGAGAUGUCCUUCAUAGCCUUCUUCUACCUGUUGCAAGACAAAUGGGUGUAUACAAAGAAGCAAGGAGUGAUUUUGGGCGACGAACCAAAAAGGCCUAUUGAUCAACACACAUCUCCAAGCGACACACAAAAGGAAUUGGUGGUCAAGUCUUGUUGAGGAAGAAAAUGAACUAAGGCCUUAAUUUUACUAACAAGGAAUUUUCUUUUUACCCUUGUCAUCCCAUUUUCUCUCUGGUUUUCUCUACAGUGGACUACUUGGUGUUUAUUAGUUAAGAAUACAUAAGGUGUUUAGUGUUGGGAUGGAUACAUCUUAUAAGAUGAAUAAGUACAGAUGUUUAUUGUUUUUCAUUUGACUUCAUCAAUAGAAACUGUUAGGAUUUGUGUUGGCAUAUUCAUUGUCAAAACUGGGCUGGUUGUAAUUCUAGGGUUAGUGGUUGAGUAGAUCUUGAGGUCUUGAGUUGAUGGUUUGAAAAACUUCAAAUAGAGUGCAAGAUAGAAUACUUCAUUCGCAACAA
This is a messenger RNA of Alnus glutinosa, 1590 nucleotides long. Its product is annotated as cytochrome b561 domain-containing protein At2g30890-like. Bases 462 to 1232 code for a protein of 256 amino acids. Gene Ontology annotation, molecular function: transmembrane monodehydroascorbate reductase activity. The record is from RefSeq and is a predicted model, not a curated record. The transcript has 4 exons. NCBI's taxonomy places the organism in Eukaryota, Viridiplantae, Streptophyta, Magnoliopsida, Fagales, Betulaceae.